CAUGUGAGCCAGCUUGCAUGUGGCGCACUUUUCGGCGAGGAGGCGUCAAUUUCCGCUCGCAAACACGGCCGGAACGGAGAUGGUGGCGGUGGAGUCGGUUCCAGCGCGGGGGUACUCUCCGUGUGUGUGCACACGGUUACUCGGGCUGGCCGUCCAAAAAAAAAGAAGGAACUUCGGCUUCGGAUUCUCGGUCCAAAACAAAGUCCCGAGGAACUCCGUCCAGUUUGGCGAGACCGCGGCAGUGUGUUCCGUUGCGCGUUCUACGUGAGACCCCGCUUGUUCCGUACGCUUGGGCCCGGUUGUCCGCGUCCGUUUCCGGCCACUAAUUGUCGAGAUCGACUCCAAUUGACCGAGCUCGCUAUUUCAAGAAGAGAGGGGUCCAUCAACUUUGGUGUUUGAAAUCGGGUACCGAAAAAUAGUUGAGCAAACUGCCAGAAUUUUAAUCCCGGUGUCCGGUCUCCGACUAACCCGUCGUCAACGGUGAAUUGGAAAAGUUUUCCGAUUAGAUCGAACCUGGUUAGUGUCUGUCCUCGGUGUAUGUAUGUGUACUUAGUCUUCGUCGUCCACGCUGCUGCUGCGCCGCCGUGCAUCGCACGCUUUGAUCGACCUUCCUUGCACAUUAAAAACCUUAACUCGCAUGUGUUAGUGGGACUGUGUGUGUGUGUGUGGAUGAAGUAAAAGUUGAUAAGCAAAGGUAGAGAGUGGGAAGAGAAGCUGCCUCGAAAGUGGAAUAAUACCACAAGCAGUGGGUUAACGGAAGAAGAAAAGAAGGAAGAAGAAACUAAGAAAGGGAAGAGACUUUGAGAGGUAAUCAGUAGAAAGAAGGGAAUCGAAAAAAGGUAGAAAAAGAAGAAGACUCUUUUUUUGGAGAAAGAGCGAUAAAGCGCGCAGCUGAAAGAAGCUAAGAACAAGAAUUGAGUAAGGCUGUCUGUGAGUGUGAGCGUGCGUCAGCGAAGGAGAGAAGAAAAAAAGAUCAGAACCAAAGGGAAAAGAAUCAGGACAACUCGAACCGAUCAGUUGAGUCAAAGCAGCAUAACAUUAAAAGAUUAUGCGAUAUUAUCGAAAUAAUUAAGGAUGUAAUUACCUUAAAAGGAUAAUUCCAAAAGAUUAUUCAUCUUUAACGAAGUUCCCUGAAGAAGCUGAUCCAAUCAACGCGCGCGAAGCAGUAGCAAUUGUCACCGAGGCAAAGAUCAUAAAAAAACGAGGGGUCUCUUCUCACCCUACCCAGCGCGACAUCUAGCCGUGAAGAAGUGCCGCCAAAUCGCAGUUGGCGCGCUGAUCGUUAAAGAGAAAUAAUAGAGUGAGGAAAAAAAAAGAGUGCAAAAAGUGUUUGGUGUGGGAAGAGAGAGAGAACCAGCUCCCAAGUGAAAAUAUUUAUAUGAUUUUAAUGAGAAUCAAGAUAAGAAAUAAUAGUUGGAAAAUAAUAAAUAAAGGCAAACAUUAGCGGGCGAGCGCGCGAGGGUUCGGCGACGUGUCAAGUGAAGAAUGGUCACACCGUACUGAAGAGACCUUCCCCCUUAAGCUCGGGGAGUGCAUCGCGAGUGGCCAAAUUGCUGAAAUGAAAUAUAGAUCCGCGUCUCGCGGUGAAAAUUGAAAUUUAUUUAGAUAGAUAAAAAGAAGUGCACACACACGCGGUGCGCCGCAAGGAAAAACGGAAAAAAAUAGAAAAUUAUUUAUAAAUAAUAGCCAAGCGCGCGCGAAAAUAACGGGCAAAACUGGUGAAUCGAAAAAAAGUGCCACCCCCACCUUGAAAAAAAAAGAGCAAGCAAGCAAAACUGCAUCAUCAAACUGCUGCAAACACCGCGGAAAAGCUAGCGGCGCUAUUGUGUGAGUUUGUGCGACUGUGUGUGUGUGAAGAAAAAUAGUGCGCGCGGAAAAAUCUAUCAAUUUUAUCAAAAUCCCCUCGCCACGCAUCCACCCUCGUUUUGACGUUCCUUCGGAACCGGGGGGCCAAUCUAAUCAAUAAAAAUAACGAGCGCGUUUCACGAGUCGCAAAAAGUGCAUCGCGGCAAAUGCAACUCAAGUGAAAAAGAAGGCUUCGUGAAGUUUUAAGGCUAACAAGCUAGUAUAAAUCCCGCCCGGAAUCCCGCCACACUCAAGCCGUCAAGCUGGCCGCGUCAAUAGCAAUGAACCCGCACUACCAUCCGUACCCGGACCUGGGCUCGUCACCGCACUCGCCCAGCCCGGACAACGCCAACUAUCCGGGCGGGAUGGUUGGCGGGCCACACCACAACGGGCACGGUCCCGGGGUGGGAGGGCCGCAGGGGGGUGGUGGCGGAGGUGGCGGUGGUAACCCGAUGGGGGUUAGCCAGAUGGACAGCCAGGCGGUCGGUGGGUUCCACGGGAUGAACAACGGGGCGGGACCGGUGAAGCACUGCGCGGGAUGUGGAGGCAAAAUUACGGAACGAUUCUUCCUGCACGCGCUGGACCGGUACUGGCACAACAACUGUCUCAAAUGCUCCUGCUGCGGCGCGAUGCUCGCGGACAUCGGCUCCAGUUGCUACACCCGCAGCGGCAUGAUCCUGUGCAAGGGCGACUACUCCAGGUUGGUACCAGUUCAGCAGUCACCUCGAUUAUUCGGCUCGGGAGCGUGUUCCGCGUGCCACCAGACGAUACCGGCCAACGAGUUUGUGAUGCGGACGACCUCCCACACGACGAUAAACAACAACAACCAAAACGGUGCGCCAAACAACAAUAACAACAAUAACAACAACGGCCAAACCGUCCCCCAGCACCACGUGUUUCACCUCAAAUGUUUCCAAUGCUCGAAGUGCGGCUGUCAUUUGGUGCAGGGUGACCGGUACUACAUGGUCGGAGGUAAUUUGGUCUGCGAACAGGACUGGCACAAGCUGGUCAAGACGUCGAACGCCCAGACGAACCCGCCACUGCGCAAGGGCAAGGUCGGGCGACCCCGGCGAUCGCGAGACUGAGAUGGCCCCCGGCUGGGUCGUCCGCCCAAGGUGAAAC
This is a messenger RNA of Culex quinquefasciatus (southern house mosquito), 2967 nucleotides long. RefSeq names its product LIM domain transcription factor LMO4. The record is from RefSeq and is a predicted model, not a curated record. Lineage: Eukaryota; Metazoa; Arthropoda; Insecta; Diptera; Culicidae. The transcript is spliced from 9 exons. Bases 2127 to 2930 code for a protein of 267 amino acids.